AGUCUUUGGCGUCGCCUUGUAGGACGCCGGGCCCUGAGGGAGCAGCUAGGGGCGGGUUCUGAGGCUGGGCGGGCGCUCGGGGUUGGAGCUGGCGGCCUGAACGAACCAGCGGGUCCCAACUCCUGCGGAAGCGACAAGGGUGGGAGAGCCGCCGUCUGGGCGCGCGGGGGGAGGGCCCUCCCGCCGCCGUGGCUUCGGCGGAGGCCAGGCGUGAGGAGCUGCCAUCGUCGCUGCCUCACGGGCCGCGCUGAAGAGACUGGCCGGAUACUGCCGCGGGCGGAUGGAGGCGCCUGCACGCCCCACCUGAGCUCAGGAGGGGCCAGUGCCGAGCGCGGGGCCCGCCUCCUGUCUCAGGAGCGCCCGCGCGAGCCAGCGGAGGAGGAGAGCGGGUGCCGGGCUUCUUCCCGCAGGAAUCCCCAGCAUGGUUGACUAUAUUGUGGAGUAUGAUUAUGAUGCUGUGCAUGAUGAUGAAUUAACUAUUCGAGUUGGGGAAAUCAUCAGAAAUGUGAAAAAACUACAGGAGGAAGGAUGGCUAGAAGGAGAACUAAAUGGGAGAAGAGGAAUGUUUCCUGAUAAUUUUGUUAAGGAAAUUAAACGAGACACAGAUUCCAAGGAUGACAAUUUGCCCAUCAAACGGGAAAGGCAUGGAAAUGUAGCAAGUCUUGUGCAACGAAUAAGUACCUAUGGACUUCCAGCUGGAGGAAUUCAGCCACAUCCACAAACCAAAAAUAUCAAGAAGAAGACCAAGAAAAGGCAGUGUAAAGUUCUUUUUGAGUACAUUCCACAAAAUGAGGAUGAACUGGAGCUGAAAGUGGGAGAUAUUAUUGAUAUUAAUGAAGAGGUAGAAGAAGGUUGGUGGAGUGGAACCCUGAACAAUAAGUUGGGACUGUUUCCCUCAAACUUUGUGAAAGAACUUGAAGUGACAGAUGAUGGUGAAACUCAUGAAACUCAAGAGGAUUCAGAAACUGUUUUGCCUGGGCCUACCUCACCCUUACCCUCUCCAGGGAAUGGGAAUGAAACUGCAUCUGGAUCAAUUGCUCAGCCAAAGAAAAUUCGAGGAAUUGGAUUUGGAGAUAUUUUUAAAGAAGGCUCCGUGAAACUUAGGACAAGAAUAUCCAGUAGUGAAACAGAAGAGAAAAAAACAGAAAAGCCCUUAACCAUACAGUCAAUAGGAUCCAAAACGAGUGUGGAGAUAACAAAACCAGAAACUGAAGGUAAAAUUAAAGCUAAAGAAUACUGUAGAACAUUAUUUGCCUAUGAAGGUACCAAUGAAGACGAACUUUCUUUUAAAGAAGGGGAAAUAAUCCAUUUGAUAAGUAAGGAGACUGGAGAAGCUGGGUGGUGGAAGGGUGAACUUAAUGGUAAAGAAGGAGUAUUCCCAGACAAUUUUGCUGUUCAGAUAAGUGAACUGGAUAAGGACUUUCCAAAUAAAGUAAGGCUGAGCCAUGCAUCAAUGACUAAGAAACCAAAGAAACCACCACCUCCUGCUAAGGGUCCAGCUCCAAAGCCUGAUCUCUUAGCUACAGAGAAGAAGUUUUUUCCUGUGAAGCCCGAAGAAAAAGAUGAAAAAACACUGGAACAGAAACCUUCUAAACCAGCUGCUCCACAGGUCCCACCCAAGAAGCCUACUCCACCCACCAAAGCCAAUAAUUUAUUAAGAUCUCCUGGAACAGUUUACCCAAAGCGACCUGAAAAACCAGUUCCCCCACCACCUCCUAUAGCCAAGAUCAAUGGAGAAGUUUCUACCGUUUCAUCAAAAUUUGAAACCGAGCCAGUAUCCAAACCAAAGCCCGAAUCUGAACAGUUGCCACCUAGACCAAAAUCAGUGGACCUUGAUUCAUUUAUAGCAAGAAGUUCUAAAGAAACAGAAAGAAUUUAUGGUGGGAUUUUUAUAAUAAGGUUCUUAUUGAGUAGAGGAUGCUAUCAAAAAUUUUGUUUCCUAGCCUGUUUGCCAUGUUUCCCUUCUUACGUGUCAGGAAAUUAUCCUACCCUUCUCCAUUUUGAUGUUGUAAAUUUUGAUGACAUAGCUUCCUCAGAAAACUUGUUACAUCUCACUGCAAAUAGACCGAAGAUGCCUGGAAGAAGACUGCCUGGUCGCUUCAAUGGUGGACAUUCUCCAACUCAAAGCCCAGAAAAAACUUUGAAGUUAUCAAAAGAAGAAGAUAGUGCCAAUCUAAAGCCAUCUGAAUUUAAAAAGGAUACAUGCUACGUUCCAAAGCCAUCUGUCUACCUUUCAACACCUUCAAAUACUUCUAAAGCAAAUACAUCUGCUUUCCUAACUCCAUUAGAAAUAAAAUCUAAAGUAGAAACAGAUGAUGGCAAAAAAAAUUCCUUAGAUGAACUUCGCGCCCAGAUUAUUGAAUUGCUGUGUAGUGUAGAAGCACUGAAAAAGGAUCAUGGGAAAGAACUGGAAAAACUGAGAAAAGAUUUGGAAGAAGAGAAGGCCUUGAGAAGUAAUCUAGAGAUGGAAAUAGAGAAACUGAAAAAAGCUGUCCUGUCUUCUUGAAGUGUUCCAGGGACUCAGAUACAACAAUAUGAACUUCCAUCGACUUGUUACUUAAAAAUUUCAAACGCUGAUGUUGUGAUAAUGAAAUAUGAGUAUAUGAACUAUAUUAUCUAUUAAAAAGUAAGGGGGUGGGUGUUUUUUUAAUAUAUAUAUAUAUAUUUAGUUUUGCCAAUAUGAAAAAAAAGAGGCCUUAUUUCUUACUGUGCUGGGAUUGCAAACAUUAUUUUUGUUUGUUUGCUUGAAAAUACUACUGAAUCUGUAUAAAAAGGAAAGAAAGUUCAUAAUUUUUUAUUGAAACUUGUAGUAUUAUUUUUAAAGAGAUCUAUACUAUAAAUAUGGUGAUAUCUUUACAAGUAAUCUGUAAGAUAAACUAUUUGAGAGCGACAAAUUAGCUUUAUAGUAACUAUAGUCACUACUUUUCCCAUGAUACAUUAAGGGAUAUAAACUUUGUAAAUAUAUACAUAUUUUUACUUUUAGCUUCUUACCCAAGAUUACACUGUUUUGCCUGUUUGUCUGCAGUGCUGUUUUUAAUUUGGGUGAUGAAAUAGGAGUUUCCUAGCUAUAAAUCAGAUUACUCACCCAUGCAUACAGUAAUAACUAAUGAAAUAAUAAAAACAGUUUCAACUUUGAGUGUUUUAUAUUGCUUGCACUAUAGGAUUCAUAAAAGGAAUUUAGUUAAAAUGUAAUGGAUUAUUAAACAUGAGCUUUAUUAUAAGUUCAUUAAUUCUAAGGAAUCUAAAAACAUCAAUUUAAUCCUUUACUUGUGCCUAGAAACUACAGCACAUAUGAAAUAGUAAACACCAGCCUUAUUGCUAUACUUUCCUGCUUGUUUUGCAGUCUCAAAUAUUUCAUUAUCUUUAGUUCUUCAUACUCUUCCCUCUGACUUUAAAUAAUGUAAUAUUAGGAAAACAAAAUCCAAAUCUUUUCAGAACCUCAUAUAAGGCUUCAUACUGGGACAAGUUGUCAUUAUGUAAAUACUCAGGUUUUACAGUGUAUAAUUUCCAUAAUAGGCCAAACUAACUCCUGGAGAUAUUUUGGAAUGUUAUUUAGGUUAAAAGUUUAGAAAGGGUGUUAGUAUAUCAUAAAAUAUAACAUUACAGCUUAUUUAAACCAAAUAUAGUUGAUCAUAUUGAAAACCACAUUUUCACAGAGUGGGUGAAUCAGCAAUUUCUUCAGAGUCAUUUAUGAACAGUUGAACAUUUCAGAAUGUUAUAUUCUAUACGUAAUUUGUCUAAAAACUUAUAGGUUUAUUUAAAAUUUUGAAAUUUUUCAUUUGAAAAAAAAAAGGCUUCCAGCUGUACUAUAGGAAAUGAUUUUGAGUACCAAGUUAUCAUGCUUCCUUUUUUUUGUUUUUGUUUUAAACCACCCAAUGUUUUUUCUUUACAUUUUUUAAAUCUCAAAAGUAUGGAAAUCUUGUGUAAAUGAAAUUCUUACUGUUUAAAAAAGAUAUAAAAAGAACUGAAGUAGAAAAUAAUAGAAAUGCCAAUACACAAUUAUUUUAUAUUUAAGUCACAAUGUUUGGGCUUUGGGGGAAAGCUAAUUUUGCUUUUUGAGUGUGUACAUUUUAACUAUUUAAUGUCUUUGGGCUCUUCUAAUGAGAUCACUACUGAACAAAAUUGUUCCUUUUUGUUUUUAAAAUGAUUAGUCAAAUGAAUGAUUGCCUUGUUAAAUAAAUUAUAUUAUCAAUUAAUGACAGUCCUUAGGUAAAAAUAAAAAUACUGCAUCCUAGAUACCAUAUCUUCCAGCUUUCUCAUUGGAAGAUGUACUAAGUUAUCCCUACCUACCAUAACAAUGGGGUGAGAGAAGGUUCCAGCAGAUUUCAGGUUAUUCAUGAAGGUUUUUGGUCAUUUUUCUGUAAUAUAUUUGACUUUCCUACUUCUCAGAUUAUAAAACUUAUUGAAGUUCUCUCUGCUUUUCUACCCUUGACAAAAUGUAAGGAAAACCAAGCAGGCUUGAAAUUAAGGGGGAAACGACUCCUUUAUCAUAGUUUACCAGUAUUUGCUCUUGAUAUGAAGACUUUCCUAAAUUUCAUGUCACAAAAUGGUAUGUAAUAGUAAUAGCUUUUAUUGGAGGUGAAACAUUAGUUCCCACACUCCACUCCCUAUUUGUGAGUAUAAAUGACAGAAAAGAUGAGUCUGUUGUUGCCAAAUUAUUAGUGAAUAUAUAGUUCAGGUUUGCUAUGCUUUGAAAUACAUAAUACUAAUUUUCUAAUUGUAUUCAAUGUUACUUUUUUGUGUUGUGACCACUAAGCUUCUGUCUUAUAAAGCUGUUACCUCUACAGAAUUUUAUAGAACUUUACUGAAGAGUCUAAAAAUGCAGAGAGAGAAUGGGUCUUGUGGAACAGAGGAUCCUUUUUUUUUUCUUUUUAAAAUUAGCUCCUUACUGUGAUUACAGGGAGAAAAAAAUUCAAGUGCUCUGUAAGUUUUUUGGUAAAUUUUUUAUGCUUGCAUUUAAACUUGAAAUGUAUGAGCAGAAUGAGACAAUCAGUUAAAAUCCAAAACGAGAAGUGUUAUAAUUGAAUGGCCUUGUUUUGCUGUAGCAAUAAAAUGACCAAGUGCAAUGACUUAAUAAAAUCAUCUUUUUAAAGUUGCUGCUAUGAAUAUUUUUAGCUAUAAAAUUUUAUCCUUGUUUUAGCCUGGCUUGCCUUUAAUAACUAUUAUAUAAUGUGGUUGCUGUUGUAAUCUAACAUUCCAACACACACACACACACACAAGCAUACACGAGGAAUCUCAGAAUAGUAUAUUUACUGACUUGUAAAAGUGUUGUAAAAAAAAAAGGAUGCUUUUUCCUCAAAAUAAAACUCAAUAAUAAAAGAAUCGUAUCGCUA
Molecule: messenger RNA, 5333 nt
Organism: Ictidomys tridecemlineatus (thirteen-lined ground squirrel)
Lineage: Eukaryota; Metazoa; Chordata; Mammalia; Rodentia; Sciuridae
Source: RefSeq, a predicted model, not a curated record